CCCCCUCCAUGCCGCAUGUCCCCGUCACCGAAGCGAACGAGGGCUGGACCUGAUAUCCGAUCGCCUUAUUAUACGCACGCGUCUUCCCCGCAGCCAUGAACAGCCAUGGGGCCGCCAACUACGAAGAGAAAACCUCUUUCCUAGACGGCAUAUCCGCCGCCCAUCUCCAACAACGAUGGCCACCACCGGUGCACCCGCACCAGCUCCUCGCUCACCUCUCGGCGCUCCUCCUCCGCGCCGUCCUCUUCCUCGUCCCGAGCUUCCUCCAGCCGCACGUCCAGCGCCGCCUCCGACCACGACUUCUGACAACCACAGCCUCCAACCCCCCCAACCCCGGCAGCAGCACCAGCACCAACCCCAGCACCAGCACUAGCCCCGCGCGCCUCAGCCCGACAGCCUACCUGGACGGCAUGCGGGGGUUUGCGGCGGCGGCGGUGUUCCUGUGCCACUACUUCUACACGGCGUUCAAGAUCGCGCCGGGCUUCGGCUCGGGCGGGGGGCACUGGGACCUGCCGAAGCUGCCGUUCGUGCGGCUGGUGUUCUCGGGCCCGCCCAUGGUGUGCGUCUUCUUCGUGGUGUCGGGCUACGCGCUGAGCGCGCGGCCCGCCGCGCUGGCCCACGCCCGCGACUGGGCCGGCCUGCUGCGCGCCGUCGGCUCGCUCACCUUCCGCCGCGCCAUCCGCCUGUUCGUGCCCACCGCCGCGAGCACCUUGCUUGUUGUCGUGCUGGUCCGGCUCGGCGCGUACGAGUGGACCAGGGAGUUCGCCUCCGACGACAGGUUCGUCAGGAAUUACAAGGAGCAUCAUUACCACCGGCUGGAGACGACCAGGGAGCAGCUGCGGGAGUGGGCGAAGGCGCUGUUCAACUUUGUGCACGUGUGGGACUGGCAGCCGUUUGGCGGCAGCAUGGCCAUGGACGUGCAUCUGUGGACGAUCCCGGUCGAGUUCCGGUGUUCGAUGGUGCUGUUCCUCACGAUGGUCGGCACCGCGCGGCUGCGGAGGCCGGUGAGGAUGGCCGUGGUGGCCGGGCUGGUCUUGUUUGUCUAUUGGAGCGAGCGGUGGGAAAUGGUGCUCUUCUACGCCGGCAUGGUGCUGGCGGAGCUGGAUGUCGUCCGGGGGGCGCACGGCAGCGGGCUGGCCGGGGCGGGUGCGCUCCCGGUUGCGGCGUCGCCUGCGCCGGGGCGGCUGGUGAGGCGGUUCACGACGAAGCGCACGGUGUGGAUGGCGGUCAGCAUCGUGGGGCUCUACUUGAUGUCGCAGCCCGACGAGGACGGCGGCCAGGCGCCCGGGUGGGUGUACCUCACGAGCUUGAUUCCCAAGUGGUGGAAGGACGAGCACCGGUACUGGCAGAGCGUGGGGGCUAUCCUCUUCGUGCUCGCCGUGGGACGGUCGGCGUGGUGGCAGCGCUUCUUCACGCUGCCGGCGGUGCAGUACUUUGGCAAGAUCAGCUAUGCUAUUUAUUUGAUGCACGGUCCGGUACUGCACACAGUUGGCUACGCCAUCGAGCGGUGGGCGUGGGGACUGACGGGCGUCGAGGGCAGGGCGUAUGCUGGAGGUUUUUUCCUGGCGUCGCUGUUCGUCGUGCCGGUCGUCAUAUGGGCGGCCGAUGUGUUUUGGCGGGCUGUGGAUGUGCCGGUCGUCAAGUUUGCGAAGUGGUUGGAGGCCAAGUGCUCCCUACCGGAGUGAAUCCUUGGUUGAAGAAGUUUGAGUACGUGCUGUCGCGGUGUCGUUCCCACGGCGUUGCGGGGUCCAGUUGGUGUAACUUGGGGUAACAUUGGCUAUAGAAGGAUGAAUACAGGCAGAGUCAGAUACAGAUAACAUUUGAACACAGAGAUCUCACUGGCCGACCCCCUUCGCCGGUGCGAUGG
Thermothielavioides terrestris NRRL 8126 is the source of this 1867-nucleotide messenger RNA. RefSeq lists its product as uncharacterized. The record is from RefSeq and is a predicted model, not a curated record. Gene Ontology annotation, molecular function: acyltransferase activity, transferring groups other than amino-acyl groups. Gene Ontology annotation, biological process: polysaccharide biosynthetic process. Lineage: Eukaryota; Fungi; Ascomycota; Sordariomycetes; Sordariales; Chaetomiaceae. The transcript has a single exon. Gene Ontology annotation, cellular component: membrane. The coding region runs from base 96 to 1685 and encodes 529 amino acids.